CUCUGCCCUUUUGACCUUUUUGCCGGCCUUUAUAUAUACCUUAAUAAAAAUCAUUUCUUGCCAUAUCAAGAAUCAAGAUCAAGAACCCAUCUGUAAUCGCUCGGGCUUUGCCGCAAACAAGGAUCCGAACAAUACGUUCCCUCUUCACUCCUUUUCCAUCUUCAUAAAUGGCUUCGGAUCCAAAGGUUCAUCUAUUCGAAGAAGUGGCAAAGCACAACAAAACCAAAGAUUGCUGGCUUGUAAUCUCUGGGAAGGUUUAUGAUGUAACUCCUUUCAUGGAGGAUCACCCCGGAGGUGAUGAAGUAUUAUUGUCAGCAACUGGGAAAGAUGCCACAAAUGAUUUCGAAGAUGUUGGGCACAGUGAUGCGGCAAGAGAAAUGAUGGACAAAUAUUACAUCGGAGAAAUUGAUCCUUCAACUGUUCCCUCGAAGAAGAUUUACAUUCCAUCACAACAAACCCAGCACAACCCAGAUAAGACACCUGAGUUUGUGAUUAAAAUCUUGCAGUUUUUGGUUCCCAUAUUGAUUUUGGGUUUGGCAUUUGCCGUUCGACACUACACCAAGAAUGAAUGAAUGAAUAAAACCCUCUGGAGGGUAAAAACUGCUUUUUCGUAUCGAUUUAUAUUUGGUAGAAAGGACGUUCCUUUUUCUGUUUUAGCUUAUCUUGUCCAGUGUUUUCAUGUGGGGGGUUGGUCGUACGCUAGAGUUCUCUGGAUCGAAUGAAGUAUUCUACUUAAAAAUAAGUAAAGCUGAGGUCUAUUUUUUUUCCUCCUUUUUUCCUUUGUUCAUCCCUUAAUGAUAAAUCAACAUGGUGAACUUCAUGGUUUUCCA
This is a messenger RNA of Benincasa hispida (wax gourd), 830 nucleotides long. Its product is annotated as cytochrome b5. Gene Ontology annotation, molecular function: heme binding. Lineage: Eukaryota; Viridiplantae; Streptophyta; Magnoliopsida; Cucurbitales; Cucurbitaceae. Gene Ontology annotation, cellular component: membrane; intracellular membrane-bounded organelle. The record is from RefSeq and is a predicted model, not a curated record.